CCCCCCCCGCCGUCCCCCGCAGGGGCGCCCCUGGACGUGCUGCGGCUGCUCCAGCUCCAUUCCCAGCCCGAGGGGGUCCGGGUGGUGCCGGGAAUGUGCUCCCAGCGCGGCUCCGGCUCCGACGUGUCCUAUCGCAUCGCGCGCCCGGCGCAGCUCAGCGCCCCCACGCGCCAGCUCUUCCCGGGGAAAUUCCCGGAGGAUUUCUCCGUCAUGGCGCUGGUGAGGCCCAAGCCCGGGCUCCAAACCUUCCUCUUGUCCAUCUACAACCAAGACGGUGUCCAGCAGCUGGGGCUGGAGCUCGGGGACUCCCCCGUCUUCCUUUAUGAGGAUCAACACGGGCUCCCGCAUCCCGAGGAUUAUCCCAUCUUCCGCGGCCUCCGCCUUGCCGAUGGCAAGUGGCACCACUUGGCCUGGAGCGUCCGGCGCCGCUCGGUCACGCUCGUUGUGGACUGUGGCCACCAGGAGACGCGGGUCCUGCCCCGGAGCUCCAGGCCCUCCCUUGACACCAAUGGGAUCACGGUGUUCGGGACACGUAUCCUGGAUGAGGAGGUUUUCCAGGGGGACAUCCAACAACUGCUCAUCUCCGAUGACCCACACGCGGCGUUUGACUACUGUGAGCUCCAUGGUCCCCGUUGUGCCGCGGCCACCGGGGCCCCCCAGGGCCAGGAACCAGCCCAGCAGCGCCAGGAGGAGGCUGAGGAGUACUACGAGUACCCCCCCUACUACAGUAGUAGUGAGGACGGGGUCCUCCAAGGGGGUUCCCCCCAUGAGAGCAUGGGAAGGGUGGUGGGAUGCAGCACCCAUGGGCCCCCCAGCACCCUCUUGUCACCCUCGGGGUCCUCAUGUCAAGUGGUUUGUGUUUUGUGUCUUGUGUCCCCCCCUCUAUUGUCUGCCCUGUUGGUCUUCAUCACGUCCAUCUUCAUCACCUCCAUCCUCUUCUUCAUCACCUCCAUCCUCUUAUUCAUCACCUCCAUCUUCAACACCUCCAUCCUCUUCUUCAUCACCUCCAUCUUCAUCACCCCCAUCCUCUUCUUCAUCACCUCCAUCUUCAUCACCUCUGUCUUCAUCACCUCCAUCUUCAUCAUCUCCAUCUUCGUCACCUCCAUCCUCAUCACCUCCAUCCUCUUCGUCUCCAUCUUCUUCAUCACUUCCAUCACCCCCAUCACCACCCUGCGAGAAGAACCUUGGGGGGUCACCAUCACCCCGAAUUCCACCCCGGGACCUCCCCACAACCCUGAUGGUACCUUUUGGGAGGAGAUGGGACCAACGCAGGAUGAGGAUGAGGAUGAGGAUGAGGAUGGGGGUCCCAACCGGGCGUAUGAGUACGUCUAUAUGGACCCCCCCGAAGAAGUGGGUGCUGUGCGUGGUGUCAGGGGCUACAAGGGCGAGAAGGGGGAACCCGCUGUCCUCGAGCCGGGAAUGUUGGUGGAGGGCCCCCCCGGACCUGAGGGACCAGCGGGAAUGUCGGGACCACCGGGGACACAGGGACCACCGGGAGCACCAGGAGAGCCAGGAGAGAGGGGCCCCCCUGGCCGUGCCGGCCUCCCUGGCUCCGAUGGGACCCCUGGCCCCCCUGGGACCUCCAUGAUGCUCCCGUUCCGCUUCGGCAGCAGUGCUGGGGACAAGGGGCCGGUGGUGGCGGCGCAGGAGGCCCAAGCUCAGGCCAUCCUACAGCAAGCCCGGUUGGCUCUUCGGGGCCCCCCUGGUCCCAUGGGAUACACCGGCCGCCCUGGACCCAUGGGGCAACCCGGCAGCACUGGGUUAAAGGGAGAAUCCGGCGACUUCGGCCCCCAGGGACCACGAGGUCCCCAGGGCCUCACGGGACCCCCUGGAAAACCGGGUCGGAGGGGCCGACCGGGAGCUGAUGGAGCGCGGGGAAUGCCGGGGGAUCCUGGGGUCAAGGGCGACCGCGGCUUCGACGGGCUCCCGGGGCUCCCGGGUGACAAAGGCCACCGGGGUGAGCCGGGAUCGCAGGGAAUGCCGGGCCCCCCCGGUGAGGAUGGAGACAGGGGCGAUGAUGGCGAGGUGGGACCUCGAGGGCUUCCAGGAGAAGCGGGACCCAGAGGGCUCCUUGGUCCCAAAGGACCCCCCGGAAUUCCCGGCCCCCCGGGCGUCCGUGGCAUGGAUGGACCUGUGGGUCCCAAAGGGAACGUGGGACCUCAAGGAGAACCAGGACCCCCUGGUCAGCAGGGGACCCCUGGGACCCAGGGUCUACCAGGACCUCAAGGUGCUACAGGACCUCCUGGAGACAAGGGACCCCAAGGAAAACCGGGAUUGCCCGGGAUGCCCGGCUCCGACGGUGCCCCCGGUCACCCUGGCAAGGAAGGACCCCCUGGUUCGAAAGGCCACCAGGGUCCUUCAGGUCCUCAAGGACCCAUUGGCUACCCAGGGCCACGUGGUGUCAAGGGUGUCGAUGGCAUCCGAGGGCUCAAAGGACACAAGGGCGAGAAGGGUGAAGAAGGCUUCCCUGGCUUCAAGGGGGACAUGGGGGUCAAAGGAGACCGGGGUGAAGUUGGGGUUCCUGGAUCCAGGGGUGAAGAUGGACCUGAAGGACCCAAAGGCCGCACGGGCCCCACUGGUGACCCCGGACCCAUUGGGUUGGUGGGGGAGAAGGGAAAACUGGGAGUCCCAGGGCUUCCCGGUUAUCCAGGACGUCAAGGUCCAAAGGGAUCCCAGGGAUUCCCAGGAUUCCCAGGCAGCAACGGCGAGAAGGGGGCGCGGGGUCUAUCGGGCAAAUCAGGGCCAAGGGGUGAACGUGGCCCUACGGGGCCGAGGGGACAACGGGGACCACGAGGAGCCACCGGGAAGUCAGGAGCCAAGGGUACAUCCGGCAGCGAUGGGCCCCAUGGCCCCAUAGGAGAGCGGGGCCUACCAGGACCUCAAGGACCCAACGGCUUCCCAGGACCCAAAGGCCCCCCUGGCCCCCCUGGCAAGGACGGGCUCCCCGGGCACCCUGGACAGCGAGGGGAAGUGGGAUUCCAAGGGAAAACCGGCCCCCCGGGACCCCCAGGCGUGGUGGGCCCUCAGGGAGCUGCCGGGGAGUCUGGCCCCAUGGGAGAACGUGGCCAUCCCGGCCCCCCCGGGCCACCGGGAGAACAAGGACUUCCAGGUCCAUCCGGCAAGGAAGGCACCAAGGGCGAUCCCGGCCCCACAGGCUCCCCCGGCAAGGAUGGUCCAGCGGGAUUGAGGGGGUUUCCUGGCGAACGGGGGCUUCCCGGCACCGCGGGCGGCCCAGGCCUGAAGGGCAACGAGGGUCCCGCGGGCCCCCCCGGACCUGCUGGCUCUCCAGGGGAUCGGGGGGCUCCAGGACAGGGGGGUCCUGUUGGCCCCCCCGGGAGACCCGGACCUCAGGGACCCCCGGGCCCGGCUGGAGAGAAGGGAGUUCCGGGGGAGAAGGGCUCCGUGGGUCCCGCUGGACGCGAUGGGGUGCAGGGUCCUGUUGGGCUCCCAGGUCCGGCCGGACCCCCCGGAGGGGCAGGAGAGGAUGGAGACAAGGGUGAAGUGGGGGAUCCCGGCUCAAAGGGCACCAAAGGCACCAAAGGCGAGCACGGACCUCCGGGGCCUCCUGGACCCAUUGGAGCAGUUGGACAACCUGGAGCAGCUGGAGCUGAUGGGGAACCGGGUGCCCGAGGACCUCAAGGACACUUUGGAGCUAAAGGGGACGAGGGGACACGUGGCUUCAAUGGACCCCCAGGUCCCAUUGGGCUUCAGGGUCUACCAGGUCCUGCUGGUGAGAAGGGGGAGACAGGCGAUGUGGGGCCCAUGGGUCCCCCUGGACCUCCAGGUCCUCGUGGUCCUGCUGGAGCUUCUGGAGCUGAUGGACCACAAGGACCUCCUGGUGGCGUCGGGAAUCUGGGACCUCCUGGAGAGAAGGGCGAUCCUGGAGAAUCAGGAGCUCCAGGAAUCCAAGGAGAGCCUGGAACCAAGGGACCACGAGGGGAGCGAGGGGAGAAGGGAGAAGCGGGAGCCGCCGGAGCCGCUGGACCUCCUGGUGGGAAAGGUCCCCCCGGAGAUGAUGGACCCAAAGGCAACCCCGGUCCUGUUGGCUUCCCAGGAGAUCCUGGGCCUCCGGGUGAGAUGGGUCCAAGGGGUCAGGAUGGUGCCAAGGGGGAGCGUGGGGAGGAUGGAGAACCUGGAGAGCCGGGUUCCCCAGGUCCAACGGGUGAGAACGGUCCCCCCGGUCCCCUCGGGAAGCGGGGUCCAGCAGGUUCUCCUGGUCCUGAAGGACGUCAGGGUGAGAAGGGCGCGAAGGGAGAACCAGGAGCAAUGGGUGCUCCGGGCAAGACGGGUCCGGUGGGACCUCAAGGUCUUGGUGGGAAACAGGGUCCUGAUGGUCUCAGAGGGCUUCCUGGCUCCGUGGGAGAACAAGGCAAACCAGGGACCACAGGCCAAGCCGGGCCACCGGGACCAGUGGGUCCUCCAGGGCUCCCUGGCCUCAAAGGUGACACCGGUGCCAAAGGAGAGAAGGGCCACCCUGGCCUCAUUGGCUUGAUUGGACCUCCUGGAGAACAGGGGGACAAGGGGGACCGGGGCCUCCCUGGUCCCCAGGGAUCUAUGGGGCAGAAAGGAGAAACUGGGAUCCCUGGUGCUACCGGACCCAUUGGCCCCACUGGUCCCCCUGGACUCCCUGGCCCGGCUGGUCCCAAAGGUGCCAAAGGAGCCAUGGGCCAAGCAGGACCCAAAGGGGAACGUGGACCCCCGGGACCCCCCGGCCACCCGGGUCCCCCUGGAGAAGUCAUCCAGCCCCUUCCCAUCCAAGUGCCCAAGAAGUCCAAGCGCUCCAUCGAUGCCAGCGAGCCCAUGGAUGAAGCUGGGGAGGAGCUGGACCAAGCCAACGGCAUGGAGGAGAUCUUCGGCUCCCUCCACUCCCUCAAGCAGGAGAUCGAAGGCUUGAGGCGCCCCAUGGGGACACGGGACAAUCCGGCCCGCACAUGCCAGGACCUUCAGCUUAGCCACCCGGGGCUCCCCGAUGGUCACUAUUGGGUUGAUCCCAACCAAGGUUGUGCCCGAGAUGCCUUCAAGGUCUUGUGCAGGUUCCGGGUGGGAGCAGAGACCUGUGUCUUCCCCAGCAAGGAGGUUUGGGAUGAGAAGAAGAUGGCCCAAGGAUGGUCCAGUCAAGCCAAGGAGGGCAAUAGGUUCUCCUACAUGGAUUCGGAUGGGCAAGCCCUCGGCGUGGUGCAGGUGACCUUCCUGCGGCUCCUCAGUGUCUCCGCUCGACAGAACGUCACCUUCCGCUGUGCUGGGAAUGCUGGGAAUGCUGGGAAUGGCAUCCGCUUCCUGGCCGCCAACGAGGAGGAGCUCGGGGGCACCAGCCCCUACGUCAAGGUGGUGAUGGACGGUUGUGGGGCGCAGUCGGGCUCCGGGCGGACGGUGCUGGAGGUUCUCACCCCCCACCCGGAGCAUCUCCCGCUCCGGGACCUCCUGCACAUGGGACGAGGCGGCUUCGAGGUGGGCCCGGCCUGUUUCCUGGGCUGAGAGCAUCCCGCAUGGACAUGGACAUCCGGGGACCAUGGACCCACCCAGUGACUAUGGACCCACCCCAAUGACCAUGGACCCACCCAGUGACCAUGGACCCACCCCAAUGACCAUGGACCCACCCAAUAACCAUGGACCCACCCCAAUGACCAGGGACCCACUCAAUGACCAUGGACCCACCCCAAUGACCAUGGACCCACCCCAAAGACCAUGGACCCACCCCAAUGACCAUGGACCCACCUCCAUGUCCUCCAAUGACCAUGAACCUUGAUAUUCUCCAAUGACCAUGAACCAACCUCCCUGUCAUCCAAUGACCAUGAACCCCAAUGUCCUCCAAAGAACAUGAAUCUUGAUGUUCUCCAAUGACCAUGAAACUUGAUCUCCUCCAAUGACCAUGGAGCUCCAUGUUCUCCAAUGUUCUCCAUGUUCUCCAUUGACUAUGGACCAACCCCAAUGUCCUCCAGUGACCAUGAACCUCGACGUCCUCCAAUGACCACGAACCAACGUCCCUGUUCUCCAAUGACCAUGAACCUCGUCAUCCUCCAAUGACCAUGAACCAACCUCCACGUCCUCCAAUGACCUCCAUCAUCUCUAAUGGGUUCCAGUCCAACCUCAGGCCACAUCCCCCCAUCUCCUCCAAUGGGCGUCCUCCAAAGACCCACAACCAGGAGCCCGUGGAGGGAAGUGAGAAGGACCUUGUGUGUCUUUAGUGUGUUCUUUACUCUCUUAACUUAAAGAUGUUAUUUAAAGCCAUGGAUGCAACCACC
Strigops habroptila (Kakapo) is the source of this 6242-nucleotide messenger RNA. It is a transcript of the gene COL11A2, whose product is annotated as collagen type XI alpha 2 chain. The annotation marks the transcript as partial. Gene Ontology annotation, molecular function: extracellular matrix structural constituent. The record is from RefSeq and is a predicted model, not a curated record. NCBI's taxonomy places the organism in Eukaryota, Metazoa, Chordata, Aves, Psittaciformes, Psittacidae. The transcript has 67 exons.